AGUAUUAUAACCCCAUUCAUCUUUGAACAAAUUGUCAAUGGUAAAGAACUAAAGAUACCUAUAAACCUCAAAAACUGUGUGUCUCCAGUCCUCCCAUUUCUCCUUCCUCCAUGGCUCUGGAGAUGGAUUCUGUUCCUUCCUUGGUGCUCUCUGUGUUGGCCAUACUGGUCACUCUCAUCUUUCUCAUGUCUACCUCCAAAAAGAAGAACAGUAUUAACAGAAGCAGCAACAAGAAACUACCCCCAGGAGAGAUGGGUCUUCCUUGGAUUGGUGAGACGCUGGAGUUCCACAAAGCACAGCGUAGUAACAGAUUACUCGAGGAUUUUAUUCAACCCCGGAUGACAAAACAUGGAAACAUAUUCAAAACAAGGCUAAUGGGAUCGCCAACAGUGCUGGUGAGCGGAGCCGAGGCUAAUAAGUUCUUCCUCUCAAACGAAUUCAAGCUGGUGGUGAGCUCAUGGCCAUCUUCCUCGGUGCAGCUCAUGGGAACAGACUGCAUAAUGCAGAAGCAAGGGGAGCGGCACAGAUGCAUCCGUGGCGCGAUAGCCAGCAGCCUCAGUUGCACCGGGCUCGAGGCUCUAGUGCCCAAGAUAUGCAGCUCCAUUGACAAACACCUGAGCAAGGAUUGGCAUGGGCGAGACACAGUAAGCCUCUACCCAUCUGUGAAGAAGCUAUCGUUCUCCAUCGUGCUCGAGUGCUUGCUGGGGAUUGAUGUGGAGCCGGGCAUGCUGGAGAUGUUCGAGGGAGUUGUGGAAGGAGCCUUCGCAGCGCCCGUUAACUUACCAGGCUGCCGGUUUUGGCGAGCAAAGAAGGCGAGGUUGGAGAUAGAGAAGAAGCUGGUGGGUGUUGUUAGGAGGAAGAGGGAAGAGAUGGAACAGAAGGUGAGAAGAGAGGAGGAAAGGCGGUUGUUGUCUGGUCUGGUGCUGGGGUUGAUGAAAGGAGAGAUGAGUGAGAAAGAAGUGGUGGAUAAUGUGGUUUUGCUGGUGUUUGCAGCUCAUGACACAACUUCUUUCGCCAUUGCCAUGAUAUGUAGGAUGUUGGCUCUCCACCCAAACUGCCAUUCUCGACUUGUUGAAGAGCAUGUAGAAAUAGCAGGUAGUAAAAGACCAGGUGAAAAUCUAACAUUGGAAGACACCAAGAAGAUGAAGUACACAUGGCAAGUGGCUCGUGAAAGCAUGCGGAUGUUCCCUCCCAUCUUUGGCUCCUUUAGAAAAGCCAUUGUUGACAUUGAAUACGAAGGAUUUACCAUUCCCAAAGGAUGGAAGGUGCUAUGGACAGCAUAUGGAACCCAUUAUGAUUCGCAAUGCUUUCCAGAGCCUCUGCAUUUUAAUCCAAGUAGGUUCGAGGAACCUAUUCCACCCUAUGCUUUUGUUCCAUUUGGAGGAGGGCCUAGGCUCUGUGCAGGCUACCAAUUGGCCAAGCUAAACAUACUCCUAUUCUUGCAUUUUAUGGUGACUCAUUAUGACUGGUCCCUACUGCACAAAGAUGAAACCAUUACCGCAGACCCCCUCCCCUUCCCUAGCCAGGGAAUGCCCAUCAAAAUUGCUCCAAAGCAGCCAUGUAAAUGAAAUGAAAUGAAAUCAGAUGCUUGUAUAUAUAUAAACCUCUAUACUGUAAAAGCUGUCUCAGACCA
Nelumbo nucifera (sacred lotus) is the source of this 1633-nucleotide messenger RNA. It is a transcript of the gene CYP718, whose product is annotated as cytochrome P450, family 718. Gene Ontology annotation, biological process: sterol metabolic process. Gene Ontology annotation, molecular function: heme binding; monooxygenase activity; iron ion binding. NCBI's taxonomy places the organism in Eukaryota, Viridiplantae, Streptophyta, Magnoliopsida, Proteales, Nelumbonaceae. The record is from RefSeq and is a predicted model, not a curated record.